Molecule: messenger RNA, 2094 nt
Organism: Punctularia strigosozonata HHB-11173 SS5
Lineage: Eukaryota; Fungi; Basidiomycota; Agaricomycetes; Corticiales; Punctulariaceae
Exons: 4
Source: RefSeq, a predicted model, not a curated record
GUUCGGCUGUAUACCUUGCAAAUUCCCCUCCCCAAAGUCGCGUCCAUCAUCGUUGCGGCCAUCCCCAACUCGGAUUCCCUCACCGUCGAGCAGGGUUACACUCUCGCGAUGCGUGUCUUGCACGGGCUUAUCGACGUCAACAUCGAGGUCGUCUCGUAUGCGUGUGAUGGAACCGAGACAGAGCGUGGUAUUCAAGAUAUGAUCACCGAGAGGGCGGAGGAUGUACAUGAGUGGGCCGUGAGUUCCAAUGGCAUCGCCGACGAUUUUUGCAUCAAAGUUCCCGUCAUCCACGGGCAGCCCGUCGUAAUGAUCCAAGACUCGAAACACGCUCUCAAGACACUCCGCAACAAUUUAUUCUCGGGUGCACGCCUUCUCGUCUUUGGUGAACAUGUCAUCGGAUACGAUGCAAUCCACGACAUCGCGUUCCGCGAUGGAAGUCCCUUAUAUCACCGCGAUGUCAUCCGGCUCGACCGACAAGAUGAUAACGCCGCUGCCCGACUCUUCUCCGCCUCCACUCUCUUGUUUAUCAUCAAUAACACACCGGAGUACGUCGGUGAAGUUGUUUAUCUCUUCGUCUUCGGCGAACUUGUCGACGCGAUCCAAAAUCGCUCCAUCUCCCAUGGCCAGCGUGCUCAGAUGGCUCUUCGUGCAUGGCAUUUCCUCCGCCUUUGGACCUCAUAUCUUGACCUCGCCGGGUACGCUCAUACAAAGUACUGCCUAUCACGAGAGGCAAUAGACAUUGUGAAGAAGGUUGUUGAGGGUUACCUUGGACUUCUCCUCGUCCAUCGCGAGAAAAUAUCGUUGGAACAUUUUCCGUUUCUUCCUUGGCUCCAUUCAAGUGAACCUUGCAAGCAUGUAUUCGCAGAGGCUCGGAAGAUCGUCAAGGACUUCUCAAUGCUCGAGUUCUACUACAUGAUCAAGAAGCUCCAUGUGACAAUCCGACAAGCAGUCGUGCGAGGACAUUCCUCCGACCCAACCGCUCGAGCUCAAGGUUACUGCCACACGUACUUCGACACCACUAGCAUCGACCUUCACGUUCUCGCCAUCUUUCCAUCCUUACAGGAUCUCAACCGCAUCACCUCCCUCGCCCGUUCAGAAGCUGAGAACCUCUGGUCGCUUCUCGGUGUUACGCCGACCUCCUUCCAGUCGGCCGCACUCUCCAGAUCAACCGCGAGAACUUUGCCGAGUAUCUCUAAAUGGUACAUUGACGAAUCCGAAGACGAUGACGGUAUCAAGAGCGAAGAGAAUGAGGAGGAAGAGGGUAGUCGCGCAAAGCUCCAAAAGCUCUUCGACCUUGACACGCGAGGAGAACUGAGACCACCGGGCGCAACGUAUGCGCAAGAUGCACACGUAGCACAGUUCGCGUUUGCUGCAACGGCUGUCGACUACGACGAGCUGGGCCGAAUGUGCGUGAUAAACCUUGAAGACCAUGCCGUCGAGGGUCUUACAUCGCUGGGUUUCGCUUCGUUCGACAUGUCGGCACUGGUUUCGACUCGGAAGUCUCAUGAGACUCACCAGGCAAAGCGAGGAGUACGCACCGCUGGUCCUCAGAGGAGCGAAGAGAAUCCAGCGGACUUGGCCCGCCGUCAGUUGCUCCGGGGAAUGCAUGAUGUCUUGAAGGAGCAGCAAGGCCGUGGCGUCGGCACUGGACAGGAACGUGCUGUGCGUUGGACAACACGAGAUGAGCCGGCAACAGGGAAUGCUGCAAAUGCAGUGGUGACGGCUAAUGCAGCCGCAAAGAAGGCCCUCGUUAAACGACGCGCGGUAUUCAGGAAGGCUAAAGUCUCGAUUCUUGAUGAAUUGAGUAGCGCGAAAAUGUCAUCACUGACUCCAUUACGUCGAGGCGAGUACGGGAUCGUUCUCGCUUCCACGGGACAUCUCAUGAUUGCCCGAGUGUUAUUCAUCUAUUCGAAGAGCGCUGGCAAGAACGCCAAGCACGCCUCCGUCCCAGACACUCCCAACAUCGGUGCUGUGUCGAAUCUCGCCGUUCAGCUCUACGAACACCACUUCGGCAAUCAGUUCCGGGCCAUACACAGGUCGCUGGCCGACAUCCAAACUCCCAAGUUCGCGCUUAUACCACCAAUCACCUUCCUU